AUGAAUAUUGAGGGCGGUCUCGGGCAGAGACGGCGGCGGGGCAGGNCCGAGGUGGGGGGCUUCCUGGGCUCCCUGGACCUGCACGGCUUCUCGUCGUCGCUGGGCACCGCGCCGCUGGCCGACUCGCCGGGCUUCCUGACCGAGCGGCUGGGGCAGAUCGAGGGGCGGCUGCAGCGGGGCUCGCCCACCGACUUCGCCCACCUGAAGGGCAUCCUGCGCCGGCGGCAGCUCUACUGCCGGAUGGGCUUCCACCUGGAGCUCUUCCCCAACGGCACCGUGCGCGGCACCCGGCAGGACCACAGCCGCUUCGGAAUUUUGGAGUUUAUAAGUUUGGCUGUAGGACUGGUUAGUAUCCGUGGAGUGGAUUCUGGCCUUUAUCUUGGAAUGAAUGAGAGAGGGGAGCUGUAUGGAUCGAAGAAGCUCACACGGGAGUGUGUUUUCCGCGAGCAAUUUGAAGAAAACUGGUAUAAUACCUAUGCCUCGACCCUCUACAAGCACACUGAUUCCGAGCGACAGUAUUACAUUGCCUUGAACAAAGAUGGGUCUCCCCGAGAAGGAUUCAGGACUAAGAGACAUCAAAAGUUUACUCAUUUUUUACCUAGGCCGGUAGAUCCUGCUAAGAUACCUGCAGUGUACAGAGACCUUCUCCGCUACAGGUGAUACUCCCUGCAGCUUGAGAGCCUAUAUGGGUGUGAAUGCACAUGAUGGUGUAGCAUACACACAGUUGGGUUUCCAAAGUUUUUGCUGGAGCACUAUAAACCUAUUCCUUUCACCCCUCCUGCAAGCCUAGUUAACGCAUAGAGAAGCCCUUGCCUUGAAUCCCUUGGCUUCCAAAGAAGGGUACAAGAAGGAUGGAUUGAGUCCCCAGGGAGCACAACAGGAUGGGGCAGAGCUUGGAACCCUACAUAGGAUCGUUUUCCAAUUACAUGUACAGUUUGGUGGGCUAAGAAGAGGAAGCCGUUCACACUGAGCAGAAGAGAUUGUGCUUGACAACCACCAGCAGCAUUGAUCCUGAGCUAUGCAACCGGGCACAGAAGAAUUCAGAAAUAAUUUGCAUUGUGCUCAAAAAGUUGGAAAGCUUGCUUGCUAAGCUGGUCCUUUGCGACUUGCCAGAUAUUGGUGAUCCAAAAUCUGAGAACUCAUGGGCUUGCAUGGUAGUAAAAGUGGAGAAUCCAAAUCUAUUGGAUGUUUGGCUCCUCAGGAAGAUGUGCAUGAAUGUGGCUUUAUAUGUGCAAGCGCACACUUUGACGUGCUUGUGUUUCCUUCCGUUGGAGUCUGAUAGCAGAAAGGAGGAGGUGAGAUCAAAGAACAAACAUUUUUAAGAUGGAAACACAACACUGUUCGUAAGGACAAAUCUAUUUAUAAAGUGUAUAAUAUAUUUAUUUUAUAUAUUUAUUUAUUUCAAAUAUAUAUAUAAAUAUAUAUAUGUGUGUAUUAUUUUUUAAAUGAGAGAUAUUAUGAUCCAACUUUCUUCAGAAAGAAUAAGGUCCUACUAAUGUAGGAAAAAGAGGAAGGGACUUUAAAGAGGUUUAUCAGCAAUAAAAUGUCU
Protobothrops mucrosquamatus (brown spotted pit viper) is the source of this 1549-nucleotide messenger RNA. It is a transcript of the gene FGF16, whose product is annotated as fibroblast growth factor 16. The coding region runs from base 1 to 660 and encodes 219 amino acids. Lineage: Eukaryota; Metazoa; Chordata; Lepidosauria; Squamata; Viperidae. Gene Ontology annotation, biological process: animal organ morphogenesis; positive regulation of protein phosphorylation; cell differentiation. Gene Ontology annotation, cellular component: cytoplasm. The transcript has 4 exons. Gene Ontology annotation, molecular function: growth factor activity; fibroblast growth factor receptor binding. The record is from RefSeq and is a predicted model, not a curated record.